Molecule: messenger RNA, 1393 nt
Organism: Nymphaea colorata (pocket water lily)
Lineage: Eukaryota; Viridiplantae; Streptophyta; Magnoliopsida; Nymphaeales; Nymphaeaceae
Product: probable membrane-associated kinase regulator 4
Exons: 1
Coding region: 44-1195 (383 amino acids)
Cellular component (GO): plasma membrane
Molecular function (GO): kinase inhibitor activity
Source: RefSeq, a predicted model, not a curated record
CUUUGAUUUUUCUUUUGUAUGGCAUCAACUCUUCUUUUAAAGGAUGCCUCUGCCAUCUUCUCUCCACGCACUCACUGGGUGGAGAACAAGCACUGCCAUGUACCCAUCUAUCCCAAUGCGUCCCUCCGACAGAGCGUCACAUUCAAAGCCCCUCUUCUCAUUUGACCUGGCCAUUCCCCCCAAUGAUGAAGACUACAUAGACAUGGAUCUCAACUCCGCCACCUUCCUCUGUUACUCCUUCAACUCCUCCCCAGAGUUUGAAUUCAACAUGUCCCUCCAAGAAAAGGACUCACUCACCUCACCUGCUGAUGAGCUGUUCUACAAGGGGAAGCUCCUGCCCCUCCACCUCCCUCCAAGGAUCCAAAUGCUCCAGAAGCUCCUGCAGGCCUGCGGUGAAGAGAAGGCCUCCCCACUCUCUUCUGCAGGGGCCACCCCGUUCGAGUCCUGUGAUGUGACUCCUCCUCAGUCUUGCCAAGUCAGUGGGGAGUUGAACCCAGACGAGUAUUUUGAUGACUGCUACUUGAAUAAUGGUGACAGCCUUGACGUUGGGAGUGAUGGAAAUUCUUCUUCAUCGUCUAUCAAAAAAGCAUGGAUCAAGAGGCUCAGGUUGAUCAAGCAGUCGACUUUGGGCUUGAAACUGAAAGCUUCAAGAGCCUACUUUAGGUCUCUCUUUGGCAAGCCUGGUAAUAGAGCAUACGCUGCUUCUUUCAAAAACAGUGAGGACCCUUCUACGAAGGAAGAGCACCUGCAUGCUGAUCGGAGUUCUGUAGCAAAGGUGAACGAUUACUUGAAGAGCAGGUACACCAAGUUGGGCAAGAGUAGUGACCCUUAUGAGAAGAUAUUCUGGGAGAGCAGCAAGGCCUUAGCGGUUGAAGAAACUGGGCAUAGAAGGUCAUUUUCAGGUGCCAUUAAGAGCACGUCAAGCUGUGCUUCUAAGCCACAGUCUUCUUCCUCUUGUUCAUUGGUGUCCACAUCUGGGGAUCCAAGCGGGAAUGAUGGUCAGCACUUGCUGAAGAGGAGCAGCAGUGUCAAUUCUGAUGUUGAGAGCUCCAUCCAGGGAGCCAUUGCUUACUGCAAAGAGUCUCAGUUGUGUCCAAGGAAGAGUACGAGCGAGGUGGGGUUCUUUACUCUGACUGCUGCUUCAAGACUGGCAGCACGUGAAACUGAAGAGAGGCCUGGACUUUGCAGAGGGUGAAACUUUCCUGUAAAAAUGUAAAUGGAAACUAGCGGAGCAUGAAUCGUUUCUUGAAAGGCUCUGAGGUUUCUUUGUUUGUUUUUCCCUUCUUCCCCCUUUCUUUCUCCUCACAAGCAUAUGCAUAUGUGUGUGUGGCAGAGUGAGAGAGAGAGUUUUACUGAGGUUAAAAUAGACAGAGGGUCUGGUGUAUAACUUCUU